UUAAUCAAUUAAUUACUCUUUUUACAUAUACAUGUUGGAAUAAUUUUCCACCUUUUUCUCUUUUACAACUUUAUUUGAAUUUCUGGUUCCUAUGUCUCUCAUUCAAAGGCUGAUCAUGUUCAAAAAAAAUAAAGUACACAACACAAUCAUCACUACUUCAAAUAAUUAUUUUUCAGAUAAUAUUAUCAAUACCAAAUAUUCGAACCCUAGAUCAUACACAUAAUUAAACAUACUCAAAUUUAAUUAAUUACUUCAUAAUUAAACCCCAAAAGAGUUCCCUAUUUAUUUACAUUACACCAUUUCAAAAAACACAACGUCAACUUCUUGAACUCACAAUCUUAACACACACACACACACACACACACACACACACACACACAUUACACACACACCAAAGUAAAAAUCAGUUUUGGAGGGUGUUCUUGAAUCUUGAGUGAGAAAUAAUAAUCUGUGUUGUGAAAUUCAGGGGGGGUGUUUGGGGGUGGGGUUUGAGCUAAGUUAUGCGUGUAGGAGCUAAUUGCGCAGCGCCGCAGACGCUCUCAGAGGAGGCAGCUUCCGCGCUGAAGCACUCCCUCAUCCUUGCCAGGCGGCGCCGCCACGCUCAGGUGACUCCUCUCCAUGUCGCCGCCACCCUGCUAAUGACAUCAUCAUCGUCAUCGCUUCUCAGAAGUGCCUGCCUCAAAUCUCAGCCCCACCAUUUUCAACAACCUCUUCAAUGCCGAGCACUUGAGCUUUGCUUCAACGUCGCCCUCAACCGACUUCCUGCUUCCCCCGCCGCCCAUCUCCUCCACCACCACCACGCGCCGCCGUCUCUCUCCAACGCCCUCGUCGCCGCCCUCAAGAGAGCUCAGGCUCUCAACAGGAGAGACUGCGUCGAGCAUCAGCAGAACCACCCUCUCGCCGCCGUUAAAAUCGAGCUGGUGCAGCUGGUUUUGUCCAUACUUGAUGACCCUAGUGUGAGUAGGGUUAUGAGGGAGGCUGGUUUUUCCAGCACUUGUGUCAAAACCAAUUUACUAUCUUACCCUUCAACCGAAAACCCUCUUCUCUUUCCUCCUCAGAAACCCUCUCUGAAACAAGACAUGGGUUUGGUUCUGGAGGUUCUGAUGGGGAAGAAGAGAAGCCGAAACAUCGUCAUAGUUGGUGAGGAUUCAGCAACAUCAAUGGCGGCCGAUAAUCUUGCCGCGGAACUGUUCGAUAAAAUGUCUGAGAGAAGAGAUCUCCCAGAUGAGGUGGCGUCAGCACACGUCAUCAACUUCCAGUUUUCGUCGCUGCUUCUCAAAUUCAUGAACAGAGAUGAGGUGGAUAUGAACGUUGCUGACGUAAGAAAGAAGGUGGAAUCUUUUUCCGCUGCUGCUGCGUCGUCAUUAGGUGGUGGCCGGAGAGUGAUGGUUAUUGUUUACAUUGGUGAUCUAAAAUGGACGGUUGAUCAGAGAGGUAACGGCGGAGAAGAAUAUUCCGUUAAUUAUUUAAUUGCGGAGAUUGGAAAGCUGGGUUCUUGGUACGGAAAGAGCUCAAAUUUAAAGGUUUGUUUAAUGGCUACUGCAAAUUACCAGACAUAUAUAAAAUGCCAGAUGAAGAAACCCUCUCUCGAUAUUCAAUGGGAUCUUCAAACUGUGUUUGUUCCGUCAGGUGCUGGAUUAGGGUUGAGCCUUAAUAAUAAUACAAGUGACAGAGAUGCAUUUCCAGCUAAUAAUCAAAAUUACGGUUUUGCCCCUCGAUUGAGAAGCGAGCGGUCGUGCCAUAACGGGUUCAGUUUUGGCAAUGGUAUUAAUCCCGAAUAUCAACCAAAUUUGGAUGAAGACAAAAUUUCACUCACACUCGGAAAUUCCAUGCAUGCUUAUCGCACAUCGACGCAUGAGAAUUACGCAAGCUCAGUAAUCCGGAUGAAACUGGUUGUGAAUUAUGAAUCCGCACCUUGUAGUGGAAUCAAGCGCAAAGCGGAUUGCAAGUAUCGUUUGCCGAGUAAUUGGAAGACGAGUCGUAAGAGCGUCGAAAUGGAAGAGGUUUCUUCGGUGUGUGGGAAGAGAGAAUUCAGAAGCUCAAAUUUGCUCGACCUUAACAUGAAAGCCGAAGAAGAAGAAGAUGAAGGCGGGGAAAAAACGGGAGAUGUCAGCCCCGUCUCGAGUGAUUUGACACGUGAAACGAUGAUCGAACCGGAUAACAUGAAUUCGGAUGCAAGAGAGAUGGUUUUGUUGUCGAAGUUGAGGAGAUCUUUUGAGGAGGCUGUGGGGGGUAAAAAUGUAAUUAGUAGUUUUAAUGUUGAGGAGAUUGUGUUAGAGAAAAUAGUGCAAUUAGGAGGUGGUUUGUAUUAUGGGGAUAGCUUAUUGUUUGAUGAAUGGGUGAGAGAUGUUUUUCAAAGGAGUAUAUUAGGGUUGGGUGUGGUUAGUGUAAUAAGGCUCUGUUUGGAUGGGGAAAAUGAGAUAAGUUGUGCAGAGGAUGGAUUUAUGGGCACUUGUCUUCCCAAAAGGAUCCAUCUUUCUUUCCUAGGUUGAAAUUUUGUAAUGAAUAAUCCUUGUAAUAUAUUUCUUUAUGCAUGGCUUGUUUUCCAC
Messenger RNA from Erythranthe guttata (spotted monkey flower), 2549 nucleotides. NCBI's taxonomy places the organism in Eukaryota, Viridiplantae, Streptophyta, Magnoliopsida, Lamiales, Phrymaceae. The record is from RefSeq and is a predicted model, not a curated record.